CUCUGUUUACCAUUUUCAGCUGUUUUUGAAAAAAGUUGUUGUCAUGUUUUCUUUCUGUACGGUGUUUUGCAGUUGCUACCUUUGGUUUCAAUUAUUUUUGCGUAAAACUCAUUGCAGAGCGGUAUCCGUUUUAAUAUUUUCUGCACUCCGAAUAUCCGUUCACAGUGACAUAAUUAACCAAUGCCGCUAGCAGCGCUAUCCAAAACCGCUGGCCCAUCCAUUUCACUCCUGCCUAAACUGCAUUGCUAUCAAUAUCACUCUGACAACCAGGCAGAUUAUCCUAAAACAAAAACGUGGACGGCACCGGUAUACCGCAUGUGUCUACGGAAAUUGCAUUACGUGCAAGGCCAGUCGCCAGAGCCAAAAAUCCGGGAAUAUUUCUACUACAUAGAUCACCAGGGACAGUUAUUCCUGGACGAUGCCAAAAUUAAAAAUUUCACUUCAUGUUUUAAAGAGAAAAAAUUCCUCCAUUUCUUCACAUCGCGCUUAAAAGUAAACACCUUUGCUCCGGAGCGCUAUCCGGAGUUUCCCUAUCUCUCGCCGUGUGGUCGCGAAAGGAAUUUCGUGCGCUGUGAUGACCGUCCUAUCGUGUACACGCACUUAAUAGAAAAAGAUGGACAGCAGCGCUUGAGUUAUAACGGUGGAGGGGAUUUGCUAUCACUUGAAUUCAUUCCGGAAUUGCUGUCGAUGGAUCCCACUUCCGGGCGUGUGUAUUACCCUUCACCGCCUGAGCAAGCGGAACUGGGAAGAGCAUUAAUUAAAUCUUCGUUAGCAAUUGAGUUUAGCAAAGGUUUUGUGUUUGAGAGCGGCGACGAAAGUAGACCGCCGAAAUGGUUUAACUGGCUCGGGCAAAAACAUACACUGAAAAAUACUGACUAAAGUUCCGGCACGCGGUGUAGAUGUAUGUUUGUAUAUAAAAAAUUAUUAAA
This is a messenger RNA of Paramacrobiotus metropolitanus, 929 nucleotides long. Its product is annotated as UPF0598 protein CG30010-like. NCBI's taxonomy places the organism in Eukaryota, Metazoa, Tardigrada, Eutardigrada, Parachela, Macrobiotidae. The coding region runs from base 181 to 879 and encodes 232 amino acids. The transcript has 2 exons. The record is from RefSeq and is a predicted model, not a curated record.